This is a messenger RNA of Durusdinium trenchii, 2846 nucleotides long. The record is from the annotation of a GenBank genome assembly. NCBI's taxonomy places the organism in Eukaryota, Dinophyceae, Suessiales, Symbiodiniaceae.
AACAAAGCUAUGCUUGUUCGGUGGAUGCACAGUCUGAUCAACUGUGUGUACCUGCGACCAACUUUUGCACAAGCUGUCACUCCACUUUCCUCGGUUUGAUUCAUGGUUUUUACAUGCUACUUUCCCCCAAACCCUGGUUUCUGCAGCUGCGCCGCGCCGCUCGUUUUCGCCACCGCUGAGUUCUGCAGACACGAGAAACAACUUUGUUCAAACACCUACAAUUUCUUGGACCUUUCGCCUUGCCGUUCUUUCGCCUUCCUUUCACUUGGGAACGGAGUUAACUGAAAACCAAUGUCAGAGUGUGUGUGUGUGUUUGUGUUGCGUGGGGCAUUCAUUUUCACAGAAAGGGUAAAGGCGCCGGCUGCAAAUGCUUGUGACUCAGGCUGGUGACAAUGAUGUCCACUUGCCUCAAGGCGUGGUAAGACUGACGCUGAUGCAUGUAGGUUUCCCCAGACGGUCGUGCUGUGGAGCAUUCCCCAACUGAAUUGGUAAUCUGAGUGAUGUGCCAACCAAAGUAAGGGGUAAUUAGGUUCCAGAAUCAAACCAAGGUGCACCGAGCAGCGCCGUUCAGCGCUUUUCCAUGAAGGCCAACAAAUCACUGUCCAUCCGGGGCCUGUGCGAGCCAAAGAAAAGAGUUGGGUUAGAUGGAACCUUGCUUGAAUGCUUGCGCGCGCGGCCCCGUCGCGCCGGUAGUAAAACAGCUCAAUGCAACAAGUGCUGGACGCGUGCGUGCCCGGAGCCAAGUCGCUCGCGCGACGAAGUUGAGCAGGAGGUAGAGUGUGUGGGACAGCGCGCUGAUGUCUGUUAGGUUCGUCUCUGCAGCUGUGGCAAGACUUUUGGCCCGUAAAAACAAUACUGCCAGGCAGCAAAGGGAGCUGCAAACAGACAGCUCGCAGACAAGUGACUUCGGAAAGUGACAGAGUGAGCGCCUGCCGGACGGUGUCAACCAGGUUGCGCGCAACUUGUUGCAGCCCCACCAUGACGCGCGUUCCGCAUGUCCACAGGUCACUCUCAAUUUGCUCGGGUUGUCUUCAAACGCAAGAAGAAAGAGCAAAGAAAGGGUUCAAGAUUGCUAUGUGUAGGGUUGGGGUAUGAUUGGUUUGCGCUUGGGAUGUAGCAGCCGCUGCAGGCGCUGGCGUGGUCGUUCAUUUUUUGCUUCGUGAUUAUGACGAUUUGGGCUAUGCUGAUUGUGGAGAUGAUCAACCCGCUCGUGCAGGAGAUACACGCCAAAUACGACACAUUUCAAGAUUGCGAGCAAUGCCUCAGAGCAACCUCGUCUGUCAUGGAUGCAAACCUGUUGCUCUUCAAGACAGUGAUAGCCGGAGACAGCUGGGGUACAAUCGCAGUACCUGUCAUUGAGGCUUAUCCUCCGACCGCCAUCAUUUUUGUCGGCUCCCUCCUGACGUUGGUCUUCGGGGUGCUUAAUUUGAUUGUAGCGGUGGUUGUUGAUACUUUCGCAGACGCCCGCGAUAGAGACAUCCUCAAUUUGGCAGAGGAAAUGGAGCAGGACAUGCAAGCGGACAAGAGGUUUCUAGAGUCAGUCUUUGACCGCAUUGAUGUUGAUCACACGGGGCAGCUCACUUUGGAGCAAUUGGUUGAGGGCGCCCGCACAGAUACAGAGUUCCAGAGCCGCUUGAAGGUCACGGACAUCGAUGAGAUGGACUUGGUGCAGCUUUUCGAGAUGAUUGACAUUGACAACUCUGGGUUUAUUGAAUCUAAUGAAUUCAUCCGACCGCUGAGUCGCUGGGUUCGCGACUCGAAGACCGCUCCUCGAUUUAUCAAGUACAAUAUGAUGCGAACCAUGCAGAAACAAGAAGAGCUUCAACAAGAGCAAAUUGCACUUCGGCAAGCUGUGGAGGUUCACUUUGCAGAGCUUUGGCAGAGGCUUGAAGCAGUACAAUCCAGUUUCCCACUGCCGAGACAAGACUGCAACAGCUCAAUGAAUUCGGGGCCGAAUUUCAACCAGCCCAUGAAGUUGUGGGGGUCUGCGAAUCCGGAAGAAUUUGUGGAGCAGCCGCAUGCUUCUGUGAAGGUCAGACUCAAGAGGAUGUCAGAGGCAGAGGCCAGUGUGCAGCAAGCCAUGGAUAGAUUGGAAGAGCUGGUGCUUCGUGCUACUGAAUCAGCACUGAAGGAAUCAAAAGGCCUUGUCAAGGGCGUGAUGAGUGAAGUUCUGGUGCUCAAAGAUCACCAAAGAGAAGCAGACACUGCGGAGGCCCCCAUGAUUGAGCCCGUGCUGCCUGUGAAGGUCGCUCCCCAAGCGAAUGUCGCAAGACCAGGGCCAGACGAAGAUUCAUUUCUGUCGGUGUCACUCACGGCAGAGCCUACAUGAGUUUUGACAGGCUUUGUAGGAAUGAUACCUUUGUAAUAUAGGUAUUUUGUUCCCGCUUUUGAAAUUCACAACUUGCCAUCUCCGAAUGGAGAAGUUUGCAGCGUUUGUGGGUUCGAACACCACUGCCAGAAAACAGUGCAAAGGUGAAUGUCUGGUUCUAGUGUUGCUCAUGGUUGGAGGAUCGUAAUGUGCCACACAGAGCUGCUGUGAGUUUGGACUUUUCAUUCAAUUUCCGAGGGCCGGUCUAUCAGCUCAAACGAUGCUACAAUGAUGCUGUCCUAGUUAAGGGCCACCACUCCCAUUUCCGGUUCCGCCGGGGUGGCAAUGUAGUUCUCACUUCACUUGAAUCCGUGCUGGGCAAGCCGGGGAUGGGAGUGCGAAGUUCUGUUCAGGAAUUUCCUACAGUAGCCAGGGUUCUUCAAUGCCAUGCUUUUGGAGUGUGCUCUGUACGGUUGAUUGAAACUGCAAAGCUCAUACAACUAAGCUUUAGGAUUGCAGACCCCCAAAAUUAUAUCCC